Tarenaya hassleriana is the source of this 1019-nucleotide messenger RNA. RefSeq names its product mediator of RNA polymerase II transcription subunit 7b. Gene Ontology annotation, biological process: regulation of transcription by RNA polymerase II. The record is from RefSeq and is a predicted model, not a curated record. The transcript is spliced from 6 exons. Gene Ontology annotation, cellular component: core mediator complex; mediator complex. Gene Ontology annotation, molecular function: transcription coregulator activity. The coding region runs from base 319 to 825 and encodes 168 amino acids. NCBI's taxonomy places the organism in Eukaryota, Viridiplantae, Streptophyta, Magnoliopsida, Brassicales, Cleomaceae.
CCACACUCCAUCGGGCCUCGUUUCGUUCGCAAAUCGCAAUCCCCUUCCCCUCGGACUCCCAGCUUUUCCUCCGUCGAUUCCUCCUUCCGCUCCUCGAUCUCUCUUCCUCCGGCGUUUUCUCCGCCGAUUUUCUUCGAAAACCCGAGUUCCUCUUCUAUCCCUUUGUCGUCGAUCCGAUUCUCAGUCAAAAUCGAAUCUCAAGGUCGGAGCCAUUUGCUUACACUCUUCUUUGAUCCAGGUUCCUCUCCUCCUCCGGAGCGUGUUGUUGUUUGUGGUUUGUUCUUCAGUCGGUAAGUUGUGGCUUUGAACCAAUAGAGAAUGGCAACAGCUACGUACCCGCCACCUCCGCCGUAUUACAGGCUCUAUAAGGACCACUUAGAGGAUCCAAAUUCUGCCCCUGAGCCCCCGCCUCCAAUUGAAGGAACCUACGUGUCUUUUGGAGGCAAUUAUACUACGGAGGAUGUUCUUCCGAGCUUGGAGGAGCAGGGAGUGCCUCAACUUUAUCCAAAAGGUCCAAAUGUUGAUUACAAAAAGGAACUUCGCUCCCUAAACAGGGAACUACAGCUGCACAUUUUGGAGCUUGCCGAUGUUCUUGUUGAGAGGCCGUCCCAAUAUGCAAAGAGAGUUGGAGAAAUAUCCUCUAUCUUCAAGAAUUUGCACCACCUUCUCAAUUCCGUCCGCCCUCACCAAGCUAGAGCAACGCUUAUUCACAUUCUGGAACUUCAAAUUCAACGGAGGAAACAAGCUGUGGAGGAUAUUAAGAGGAGAAGAGAAGAAGCGCAAGGGCUUCUAAGGGAGGCUCUUGGAACCUUAGACGGCCACUAAAGAGUAUGUUGGAUCCUCAUGCAUUUGUUUUGUCUCCUCUGUUGCUUGUAAUCUUAUGUAGAAUUAGCAUGUUCAUGUUGUACUUAUGAUGAAUCUGUCCUCGAUUGGAGAGAUGAAUCAUGACCAUUACGAAAUGUGUUUGCCUAAUUUAGCACAUUUGAGAAUCCAAUAAUUAUAUAUUUUGGUUCGGGUUA